CCCCACUCCGGUUUCAUGGAGCCUCAGCCCAGCUGCGUGGUGGUGACCGGGUUCGGGCCCUUCCGGCAGCACCUGGUGAAUUCCAGCUGGGAAGCAGUGAAGGAGCUCUCCAAGCUGGGCCUGGGGAGGGACGCGGAGGUGGAGCUGCAGACGCUUCAGCUGCCGGUGGAUUACAGGGAGGUGAAGCGGAGGGUCACCAGGAUCUGGGAAGACCUGCAACCGCAACUCGCCGUGCACGUGGGCGUGGACGGCGCCGCCAGGGCCGUGGUGCUCGAGCAGCGCGGCCGGAACCGCUGCUAUCGCGAGACCGACGUGCGUGGCUUCCGGCCCGAGCGCGGCGGCGCGUGCGUCCCCGGCGGCCCGGAAGUGAUUGAGUCGCGGGUCAACAUGAAGGCGGUCAGCAGGCGCGCGGCGGUGGAGGGCGUGGAGGUGCUGGUUUCCCGCGACGCGGGCAGAUACGUGUGCGAUUACACCUACUACCUGUCUCUGCAUCUCGGGGAUGGGCGUGCGGCGCUCAUCCACGUGCCCCCGCUGUCUCCGGGGCUCCCCGCCAGCCUGCUGGGAAAGGCCCUGCAAGUCAUCAUCCGGGAGAUGCUGGAGGAGGAGCUGUUGCAGAGAUGCAGUGAGAGACUGGAGGCGGUGGUCCCUCAGUGAUGGGAGGCCACCAGGUUGCUGCUGGACCCGCGGGGAUAAGAAGAGAAUCGGCCCAGCUGGACCCGAGGUCUUAGGAAGUGGCCCGGUGGGGACAGAUCUUCUGAAGACCCAGCGCCUUCCCAGCAGCCCCGGAGGCAGCAGGAACCCACCGGGGACGUGGGAGAGGCGCGCCGGCCGCCUGUGUCCCCCCUGCCCACAGCCCAGGCAUCCCCGUAGCCUUGGAAACGAGCCUGCCUUCAUCAUUGGCCAUCUAGUAACGCCAAUGGUGAGCAAAAUCCCAGGGACACCACCAAGCUUGAGUGUUUUAUUUUUUUGUUGAUCCUCUCCCAUAGGUAUUUUCCCAUUGAUUUUUAAAGAGAAUGGAAGGGAGGAGAGAGAGAAACAUCGAGGUGAAAGACACACAUUGAUG
Molecule: messenger RNA, 1063 nt
Organism: Pipistrellus kuhlii (Kuhl's pipistrelle)
Lineage: Eukaryota; Metazoa; Chordata; Mammalia; Chiroptera; Vespertilionidae
Gene: PGPEP1L
Product: pyroglutamyl-peptidase I like
Exons: 6
Coding region: 16-654 (212 amino acids)
Biological process (GO): proteolysis
Cellular component (GO): cytosol
Molecular function (GO): pyroglutamyl-peptidase activity
Source: RefSeq, a predicted model, not a curated record